UGUAUAGAUUCUGUAAAUGCACACAGAGCUGCUAGAAAUUGCUUGAGUUAGAAUACAUUGACCAGCUCCGACUCCCACAAUCAGAUGUAUCAGUUGGACAAAGUAUGAGACCUCCAUUAUUAUCAAUGCUGCUUGAGUUAGAGCAAACAUAACUACUACUGCCUGAGCAAUAACCAGAGAAAUCCCAGGAGUUUCAUCAUUCUCCGGAGCCAGGAUUAUCAGUGUUGCUUGUAGUUCACCAUCUUUGACUACUAGAGUCUACACAACUUCUGCAUGUUGAUGGACUCGAAGAUAGAAGGUUCCUAUCGAGUCUCGUAAUCGUUGCUAAACAAGAGCUAGCCAUUGCUAAUAAAACCAAGGUUUUG
Moneuplotes crassus is the source of this 365-nucleotide messenger RNA. Lineage: Eukaryota; Ciliophora; Spirotrichea; Euplotida; Euplotidae. The record is from the annotation of a GenBank genome assembly.